AUUUUCGAUUGAAAACGUUUUUUUCUAUUAAAUUCUUAUUGAGGCUAUUUAACUUUAAAUUAGGACGUUUCAAAGCGAUUUUACAACAAUUUUGGAAUAUUUGAAACAUUUUUAAUCAUAUAACCUCACUUUUUAUAUUUGACAGUUGUGCAAUUAAUAUAACCUAGAAAUCGAAUGUACACAUGUUUAAAUGAGAAAAAAUGCUUUUUUAACUUCUAAAACACAUUUUUUUAAACAAAAAAGUGAAUUAUUAGUUUAUUUAAACAAAAUACUUUAAUUUAAAUCGAAUCUAUUAUCAAUUUCGCAAUUAUUGUAAUUAAAAACAUAACCUCAAAUAUGCCUUUGUGUAGUGCAAAAUGUGGUAAAAAUGCAAUAUUAAAGCGCCCAAAAACUGGUGAUAAUUUAUGUAAGGAAUGUUUUUUUGAAAUUUUUGAAAAUGAAAUUCAUUUUACAAUAUCUCGUUCAAAAAUAUUUAAACCAGGCUCAACGGUGGCUAUUGGAGCUUCUGGUGGUAAAGACUCAACCGUUUUAGCUUACGUUUUAAAACUAUUAAACAAAAAAUACGAUUACGGAUUAAAUUUGGUUCUUUUAUCGAUUGAUGAAGGUAUAACGGGGUAUCGAGAUGAUAGUUUAAAAACCGUUGAAAAAAACAAGGAGGAUUACGAGAUGCCUUUGAAGAUAAUGUCAUAUAAAGAUUUAUAUGGCUGGACGAUGGAUGAAAUUGUUGAAAAAAUUGGUCGUAAAAAUAAUUGUACAUUUUGUGGCGUUUUCCGUCGACAAGCUUUAGAUCGUGGGGCUCAAAUAUUAAAUGCAAAUUAUUUAGUGACUGGUCAUAACGCUGACGAUGUGGCUGAAACGGUUUUAAUGAAUAUUUUAAGAGGAGAUUUAGCACGAUUAAAACGUUGCACCUCAAUUGUAACGGAUUCUUCUGGUGGUGAUAAUAUUCCAAGAGUAAAACCUUUAAUUUAUAGUUACGAAAAAGAAAUAGUAAUGUACGCGUAUUUUAAAAAACUGGUUUACUUUUCAACCGAAUGCGUUUUCGCGCCAAACGCUUAUAGAGGCCACGCUAGGGUUUUGUUAAAAGAUCUCGAAAAAAUCGAUCCCGCAAUUAUUAUGAAUAUCAUCCAGUCAGGACAAACAUUAAAAAUUGAUGAGGAGAGAAAAUUACCAACGUUGACAAGAUGCGAAAGAUGUAAUUAUGUUUCAUCUCAACCCCUGUGUAAAGCUUGCGUUUUAUUGGAAGGAUUAAAUAAGGGGUUGCCAAGGUUGGGAAUAGGAAAAUCAAGUCGUGUUAAUCGACAUAUUCAAAUGAAUUUGAAAGAUAAUAAAAAUUUUAAAGGAAAUUGUUAUAAUGGUUGUAGUGAAAAUUGUAAUAAUACAGAUAAAAAUAAAUAA
Messenger RNA from Onthophagus taurus, 1395 nucleotides. It is a transcript of the gene Ctu1, whose product is annotated as Cytosolic thiouridylase subunit 1. NCBI's taxonomy places the organism in Eukaryota, Metazoa, Arthropoda, Insecta, Coleoptera, Scarabaeidae. The record is from RefSeq and is a predicted model, not a curated record. Gene Ontology annotation, molecular function: tRNA binding. Gene Ontology annotation, cellular component: mitochondrion; cytosolic tRNA wobble base thiouridylase complex. Gene Ontology annotation, biological process: tRNA wobble position uridine thiolation.